AUGGUUUUGGUAAAGUGGGUGGAAUGGAAGAAGGGAACAGAAGUUAAGGAGUUCAAGAAAGUGUUUCGGAUUCCAGAGAUGGUCAAGCUUGACAAGAUCAAAGCGAGGUUUAAUGAAGAAGAUGGGACUUUGACGGUUACAUUGCCAAAGAAAGUUAAGGGGAUCUUAGGGUUGAAGAUUGAGGAAGUAGAUGAGAUAACAGAGGAAAAAACAGAGCCGGAAGCAGAGAAAACAGAGGAAAUAACAGAGCCUGAAGAAGAAAUCAAAGAGGAGACGAAACCAGAGAUUAAUGAAGAAGAGCCAAAGAGGGAAGAGGAAGCAGAAGAGCCAGAGAGGGAAGAGGAAGAAGAAAAGAUCGAAGAAGAGAUCAUGGAGGAAGAAAUUGAAGAAAAGAUCGAAGAAGAGAGAUUCAAAAAGGAAAGUAUUGAGAUUGAGAUAAACAAAGAGGGAGAUAGGAUUACGAUAAGAGGAAGAAAACCUGUUGAAGAAAUGGUUAUGAUUAGAUGGAUGGCAUGGAAGAAAGAAGUGGAAUUAAGGGCAUUUAGGAAAGUUUUUCUGAUUCCUGAUAUUGUUGAUUUAGACAAGAUUAAAGCAAGAUUUGACGAUGAUGAUGCGACUCUUACGAUCACAAUGCCGAAGAGAGUAAGGGGAAUUUCUGGAUUCAAGAUUGAGGAAGAGGAGGAGGAAGAAGAAGAAAGUGUAGACUUUGGAGAUGUGAGUAAAGUUGAGAACAGCGAUAUACAAAAUGGAGAAGAAGUUGAAGAAAGGGAAAAAUGUGAUGAACGCUCUGAGAUUGAGAGAGAAGAAGAGUUUGGAGAGCUUAUGGAAGAUAAAGAAAGAGAGAGUCAAGUUUUGGGAGAGGAAGAAAAGGGUUUCAGUGGAGGUCUUGAUGAAGAAGACACUCAAAUUGAGGAUGAUAACUUGCAAAAGAUUCAGCAGACUGACGAACAUAACAAGAUUUUGGAAUUUGUAGAAGAAGAGAAAACAGGACAAAAGUUUGGAAAUGGUCAACAAGAGUUGGCUGAUUCAAAUACAGGGAGUGAGGACAGAAGCUUGAGAAAGCUUCCAGACACUGAAGAACAAGAAAAUAACCAAGAAGUGGUGGAGCAGCAAGAGUCACAAGUAGAGACUAAAACUGAUGAUUUUGGAUCUAGAGCAUUUGAAGAGAGUGAAGCACAAGAACCUGAUGAGCAGCUAGAUAGAACAAGAAAAAUAAGAGAAAUGGAAAAGAAAACGACUGAUGAUGAUAGUGGCUUGAGAAAUGUUCAAGGGAUUGAAGAACCAGAGAGAGGCAAUGAAGAAAACAAGAUUCAAGAAAUGGUUAAAGGGGAAACAGAUGAUCAUGAGAAGGACAAAUAUGAAAAUAUGAAGAGAGAAGGUAAAACGGGUGCUAAAGAAGAUGCUAAUGAGAAAAUGGGAGAAGGAUUCAUACAAAACAUUGAGAGAACUGAGACAAAAGCUGAGGAGUUUGAAUCAGAUGAGGGAGAUAAGAUACAUGAACUGGUCGAGAAGAAAGAAGAGGAAGAGGAAAAUGCUAAGGUGGGAAGUAAAAGUGAAUGCUUAAAAAAGAUUCAAGAGAAUGAAGAACAACAUUCUAAGGGAAAAAAGCGACAAGAGAAAACUCUAGAGGCAGAGAAAAAUAUAGGGAAUGACAUUCUAAAACCAGCUCAAGAGAUUGAAGUACCAGAGGUGGCUACGUUUGGUUAUGAAGGGGAAAAAGGAAAGGAGAAUAAGAAAAUUAUAAAGAGGGAUUUGAAUAAUGGAGAUGCCAAAGAAGAGGUUGAUGCAAAAUUGGGCGAAAAUUUCUCAUCAAACAUUUCAGAAACUGAGACAAGAGCCGAAGAGUUUGAAUCUGAUAAACUAAAAGCAGAUGAGAUAGACAAGAUACAAGACAAGAAAGAGGAGGAAGAGGAAAAUGCUAAGGCUGGAAGACAAAGUGAAGACGUUAGCUUAACAAAGCUUCAAGAAGAUACUGAGAAACAACAAUUUCAGCGACAAGUGCUACAUGAAAAACAAGAAGAGAUCAAAGAGCAGAGUCCAGAUGCAGAGACAAAUGAUACUCCAAAACUAUUUCAGGAGAGGUGUGAGGGAAGACACAAGAUUGAAGAAAUUUUCCAAGAGGCUAACAAGAAUCAGCCAGAAGAGUACACAGAGAAAACUAUGGAAACGGGGAAAAAGAUUAAUGAUGGUGGCGCAAGAAAGGUUCAAGAUAUUAUCAGACAACAAGAGUUGGAUAACCCAGCAGCAAGAUGCGAGGAAGAAAGCAAGACUCCAGAAUUGGGGAAGAGCAAAACAAAUGAUGUUGAGAGAAGAGAGAAAGAAAUUUCAGAAACAGAAACAGAGGAGCAAGAGUCAUAUAGACCAAAAAUUCUCAGGGAACGAGAAAAGAUCCAAGAAACAGCUGAGGAGGAGAAAAACUUUUCAAAAAAUGGAAAAGUUAAGGAGGUAAAAGAAAUUGCAGAGAAGAAAACAGAAUCUGGUGAUGAUGAUAUUUCGAAAAAAGUUCGAGAAUCAGAUGCCAAAGAAGAGGUUGAUUCAGAAAUGGGAGAAAGAUUCACAACACACAUUGCAGAAACUGAGACAAAAGCUGAGGAUAUUGAGUCUGAUCAGUUAGAUGAUGAUGUAGAUAAGAUCCAUGAAACGGUUGAGAAGAAAGAGGAAGAAAAGGACAAUGCUAAGGUGAUAAGACAAAGAGAAGACAGUAGCUUAGUAAAAAAAAUUCAAGAGACUGAAGAUCAACCGUUUCAUGGACACAAGCGACACAACAAACUAGGAAAUAUCAAAGAAGUGGUGGAAGAUCAAACUGCAGAGGCAGAUAGAAAUGAAGCGAAUGAAACUCCAAAACCAGUUCAAGAUAUUGAAGAACAAAAUGUGGAUACGUCAGAGACAUGUGAGGAGAAAGAGAUCUCAGAUACGGAAACAAAGGAGCAAGAUUCAUAUAGGCCAAAAAUACAAGACAAGAUCCAAGAACUUGCUGAGGAGAAGAAAAAAGUUGCAAGAAAUUUCAAGGAGGAAGAAGAAAUUGCAGGGAGAAAAACAGAAUUUGGUGAGGAUGAUGUGGAAAGAAAAGUUGGAGAUAUUGAUCAACGAGAUUCAGACGCAAUGAAAGGACAAGGAGAAACAUUAAGUGAUGGUGGCAAAGGAAUCAUCGCAGUGGCAGAGACAAUAGAUGAUAAUGAAGAUAGGUCAAAAAAAGUUCAAGAGAUUGAGGAAGAACAAUCAAAUGAAGAAGAAAUAUAUAGAAAACAAUUCCAGAAAGCAAGUGAUCAUGGAGAAGUUAAAGAUGUGGAGAACGAGAAGAAAAAAAUAGAGGAGGCAGAGAAAAGUAUCAUGGAUAGUGCGAGAAAAGCUCAAAAGAUUGAAAGAAGAGAUUCAGAUGUAUCUGUAAAAUAUGGUAAAGGAGACAAGAAUCAAGAACUACACGAACACAGAGAAACUUUUCGAAAUGAACAAGAAAAAGAGAAGAAGGACAAAACCGACGAUGAUGUUGUAAGAAAGGUUCAAGGUACCAAAGAACAGGGGUUACAUGAACCAAAAAGGGACCAUGUAAGCAAGAUUAAAGAAGUAGUAGAAGAGAAAAUCACUGAGUCGGAGAUAGAAGCUGAAUGUGGUGGAUUACGUAAGCUACACGUUAGUGAAAAACAGGAGUUGCAUGAACCAAAGACGAAACCAAGUGGUCAAGAAAAAGAGGAAGAGGAGAAGGAGAAAAUUGUAGCGUCUAAGAAAAUAACAGAGCAUGAUAACUCUACAGAUGUUCAAGAGAUGAAGGAAGAACGGCCUGACAAGCCAGAGAGCCAUGAGCAACGAUACAAAAUUCAAGAAGUGGAGGAAGCAGGACAUAUUGACCAUCAAGAAGAGCAACAUGAAGAAAACGUGAAUGUCAAGGCAAAACUGGAAACUGAGGAUAGCUCAAAAAAGGUUCAAGAUAUUCAAAAACAGGAACAUGAUUUGUUGAAGAGAUCUACGGUACAAGACAAGAUGCAAGAAACAGAGGAAAACGCUAAAGAUGGUAGCUUGAAAUGUUUUGGAGAUGAUGAAGAUAUAGAACUGAGUGAGCCUUAUAAGAGACAAGAAGAAGACAAGAUCCAAGAACCAGUGGAAAUGGGAACAGUUGAUUACAGAGAAGUAGUCAAGAAACAAGAUGGGGAUGAUGGAAUCUUAAGAAGCCAAGAAGAGGUUGAGAAACCGGAUUUGGAAGAAUUUGAAAGACUCGGCGAGAAAAGAAACAUUCCUCAAAUGGUGGAAGAAGAACAAAAAGUGGAGAACAGUGCUGAGCCAGGGGGAGAAGUGGAAGGUGAUCAUUCAGGCAAGUUUCAUGAGUUUGAAGAAGGAAAAUCAUAUGAUGAUUGGACACCAGAAAAGAGAAAAGAUUUAGUUACAGAGGAAGCGACUGAUCCCAAAGAUAGACACACUGGUGGAGAAGAAGAACAAGAAGAAAGGGUUAAGGAGAAUGAAAAACAGGAAUCUAUGGAACAUGAUAAGAUGCAAGAAACAGAGGAAAAUGACAAAACUAGAGCGAUGGAGGAGAAUGAGACUGUGGAGAGGAGGACAAAAGCUAAUGAUGGUAGCUUGAGAAAGGUUCGGGAAGGUGAUGAUCCAGAAAUGGGUAGAGAUAAGAGACAUGGGGAAGAAGAUAUAAGUGAUGACAGAGAAACAGUCAAGAGAAAACAUGAGGAUGAUAUCUUAAGAAGACAAGAGAGUGGGAAACUGGAUUUAGGUGAAGUUGAGAAACAUUGUAAGGAAAGAAAGAUUCAUCAAUCAGUGGAAGAUGAUAGAGGAGAAGGAAAAAUGGAGAAAGGUUCAGAGCCAGGUGGAGAAAUGGAAGGUCAUAGUUCAGGCAAGCUUCAUGAGUUUCGGAAACAGAAGUCAUAUGAAGAUAUUAAAGACUUGUUUAAAGAAGAAGUAACUGAUCCCAGAGAUAAACGCACAGGAGGAAAUAGAGAACAUGAAGAAGAAAGACAUGAGAAAGUUGCAGAGACUAAGAAAAAAGUUGAGGAUGUGAUCAACAAUAAGUUAGGGAAGAACAAAGAACUAAGAGAGGCUGCAAGUGAUGGCGAAAAAGAAGAAGAAAAUCUCGUCGAUGAAUAUACGACAGAGAUUCAAGAAACUGAAAAAGAAAAUUCACAUGAAUCGGAGAGGCACGAGAAACUAGACAUAGUCCAAGCUUUUGUGGAAGACGAAACAGAGGAUCAACAAGAUAAAAUGGCAGAGGAAGCUGCAGCUGUGGUGGCAAACAAUGAGAGAACAAGAAAUUUGCACUCGAUAAAAGAACAAGAACUAAAGGAAUCAGAAGAACACAAGGAACAAAAAGAUAUCCCCGAAACAAGUGUUUCUGAAGUGAAAGAAGAAGAAAACGAGAAAGAGACAAAAGACCAAGAAGGAAAUGUCCAAGAGCUUGAAGGAAAGACAGAGGAUUGCAAAGAUGGCGAUGAUGAAGGAAGGAGAGUAGAAAAAGGCAAACAAGGGAAAUAUGUUGAGACAGUGUCAAGUGAGAUUGAGAGAGAGAUUCAAAAGACGACAAUGCAAGAAAGCGAUGAAAAGAAAAAUCAAAUCGAAGAACUUGAGAGGAAAGAAACGACUCAAACGAGUAAUCAUGAGGAAACAAUGGUGGCUGAAGAUGAUGAUACUCUUAGUAAAGGCCGAGAGUUUUUGGAGAAGGAGUCACCAAAUACAUCAAAGAGACGACCAGUAGAACAAGAAAAAUUUCAAGAACUGAAGGAGUUGGAAAAAGGAGAAGAUGAAGAAAGAGCAGAGGUGGAGACAAAAAUCAACGAUGGUAAUUCUAGAAACUUUGAAAUGCUUGAACUGCAGGGGCUGGAUGAUGAAUCAGAAGAGACAAAGAUUGGGAAACCAGUGAAAGAAGAAGAGGAAACCAAUUCUCCUGGAAAAGAAAAAGAAGAAAAUGAGAAAAUUGCAGAAUUGGUGAUGCAAGAUAAGAUUGACAGCAGAACUAAGAACCAAGAGACUGAAGAACAAGAACCAUAUGAGCUUCUGAAAGAUGGAGAGCAUGACAAGUUUCCAAAAAAGGGAAGUGCGGUGAGAGAAAUAGAAGAGGUGAAGAGAACAGGUGAGGAUGUUAGCUCAAGAAAAUCUCAACAAAUUGAAAAUGAAUUAGAGAAACCUCAAAAACCAAGUGAGAUCCCAGAGAAGCACAAUAUCCAAGAAACAGUGGAAGAAAAAAUGAAUGAAGGAGGAGACUAUAGUGCAGUGCUAAGGGAAAAGUCUAUGGCUUCAAGCCAGUCUCAAGAUGUUGAGGAGAAGGGAUCAGAUCAGCCAAAGAAAUAUGCAGAACAAGAAAAACUCGAAGAACUAUUAUUGACUGGGGAUCAAGGGAAAGAAGAAUACGAUACAAGAGAAAAAGGAGAGAAGAUGGAGAAGGCAAAGAGACUUCCACAGGUGGAGUCUAAAGCUAAUGAUGAGACCUUAAAAAAGAAUGAAACUCAAGGACACGAAUCUACGGGUUUGAGAGGGGAAAAGGCAAAAGAAACAAGUGAUCAGAGCAAAGAAGAGGAGGUUGUUGGGAAAGCAGAGAGAUUAGAUGAAUAUGACAGCUCAAGGAAGAUUCAAGAACGUGAAGAAAGAAACUCGGUUAAUCUAAAAAGACAUGAGAUGAUUGAAAAACUUGCAGAAGAAGAAACAAGCGAUGAUAAAGAAGCAAAAGAAGGAAACAGAGCAGAGGUAAGAGAGAUUGAAAACCAAGACUUAGCGAUAGAAGUGAGACAGAGAGAACAAGACAAGAAGCAAUCACUUGAGGAAAAGGACACAAGUGGUAAAGAAAAUGAGAACCAAGACAAGAGGAAACAAGAAGAGCAUGGUAAGGAAAAUGCAGAGGAAAAGUUGCCAGGAAAUUUGAAGGAGAUUGAAGAAUUGGUGGAAAAGAAAAUAAAAAACCAAGAAGAAGAAGACAAGAAGAGCAUGAUUACGGAGGUCUUGGCAAAAUCUGAAGAACAUGAAUCAAAAGGACCUGAAGGACAAGACGAGAGCAGGGAACAAAGAUUAAGAGAUAAACUUAAAGAUGAAGAAAGUGAAAAGAUAGAAACAAAAGUCAGGGAUAAUGAAUCAAGAAAGAUUCAUCAGAACAAAGAAGAAGAAACAAGAGAACAAGAGAGACGUAAAGAACAAGGAACGAUCAAAGAAUUGGCGGAAGACAGAACACGCUGUUACAGAGAAACUGAAUUUGAAGAUGGUAGCUCUAACAAUAUUCCAGAGACAGACAAAGAAGAAUCAACCAAACCAGGAAGAGAUGACAAACGAGAAAAGAUCCAAGAACCGGAUGAUAAGGAAACAAGUGAAGAUGACGAAGAAGAGUUAGAAAUUGAAUAUGAAGAAUCAGAAGAAGAGUGGGAAGCUGAAGUAAUUCAAGAGAUGGAUUCAGAUGAAGAUAAUGAUGAAAUUAGACAAAUAAGAAGAAUCAAGCUAGGAUUCCGCUUAGUCGGAGGUUCAACAUUGUUUAUGUCACUUAUAGUCAUAGUCAUUAGUUUCAUUCGUUCCAAGAGAAAAAUAAGAUGUUACAGGUACUAA
Molecule: messenger RNA, 7521 nt
Organism: Microthlaspi erraticum
Lineage: Eukaryota; Viridiplantae; Streptophyta; Magnoliopsida; Brassicales; Brassicaceae
Source: the annotation of a GenBank genome assembly